AUGGGCUAUGUUUGUUCCCGAGACCGGGAAGGGGAGCACCUGGUCUCCAAGGGGGAGUGCGAGGCGCGGGGCUGCUGCUACGUCCCCGUUCUCGCGCCGGGGUCUGGCGGUUGGCAGCCCUGGUGCUUCUUCCCGCCCGGCUACCCCAGCUACAGGCUGCAGAACCUGACUGCCACCGAGACGGGCUACACCGCCAGCCUGACCCGGGCCGCGGCCAGCGUCUUCCCGGGCGACGUCGUGGUGCUGCAGCUGGAUGUGCGGUUUGAGACGGACGCCAGGCUCCACUUCACGCUCAGGGACCCGGCCAACAAGCGCUACGAGGUGCCGCUCGAAACCCCGACCGCGAGCAGCCGGGCGGUCUCGAAGCUCUACAGCCUGCAGUUCUCGGCCGACCCCUUUGGCCUGAUCGUUCUCAGGGAAUCCAGCGGGCAGGUCCUGCUGAACACUUCCGUGGCUCCCCUGUUCUUCACAGACCAGUUCCUCGAGAUCUCCACCUCCCUGCCCUCCCGCCUCAUCUCCGGGCUGGGGGAGCACCUGACCCCGCUCGUCCUUGACACCCAGUGGACCAAAAUUACCCUCUGGAACCGGGACAUGGCACCCGUGGUGAGGGGCAGGGGCGAGGGAAGCCCUGCCUUAGCAGGGAGGGGAGUGUCCCAGAGCCCCCCGGGUCUUAUCCUAGAGCUCAGACCCCAAAGGGGGCUGCUGAACAGCAACGCGAUGGAUGUGGUGCUGCAGCCCAGCCCUGCCCUGACGUGGAGGACAAUUGGUGGCAUCCUGGACUUCUAUGUCUUCCUGGGUCCAGACCCCAAGAGCGUGGUCCGGCAGUACCUGGAUGUCAUUGGGUACCCCUUCAUGCCGCCCUACUGGGGCCUGGGCUUCCACUUGUGCCGCUGGGGCUACUCCUCGAGUGCGAUCACCCGGCAGGUUGUGGACAACAUGACGGCUGCGGGCUUCCCCCUGGACGUGCAGUGGAACGACCUGGACUACAUGGACGCACGGCGGGACUUCACCUUCAACCGGCGCAGCUUCCCGGACUACGCCGAUAUGGUGCGAGACUUCCACCGCGACGGCCGGCACUACAUCAUGAUCGUGGACCCGGCGAUUAGCAGCACCAGCCCUGCCGGCAGCUACAAGCCCUACGACGAUGGGCUGAGGCGAGGGGUGUUCAUCCGAAACGCGACGGGGCAGCCUCUGAUUGGGAAGGUGUGGCCGGGUCCGACCGCCUUCCCCGACUUCACAAACCCCGAGACGCAGGAGUGGUGGCACGACGUGGUGAAGGAGUUCCACGACCAGGUGCCCUUCGACGGCAUGUGGAUCGACAUGAAUGAGCCCUCGAACUUUGUGCUGGGCUCCGUGGACGGGUGCCCCAGCAACAAGCUGGAAGACCCACCUUACGUGCCAGGCGUGCUGGGGGGGUCCCUGCGCUCGGCCACCAUCUGCGCCUCCAGCCAGCAGCACCUGUCCUCGCACUACAACCUGCACAACCUGUACGGGCUGACGGAGGCCAUCGCGUCCCAUAACGCGCUGGUGCGGGUGCGAGGCAAGCGUCCCUUUGUGAUCUCCCGCUCCACCUUCGCUGGGCACGGCCGCUACGCCGGCCACUGGACCGGGGACGUCUUCAGCUCCUGGGAGCAGCUGUCCUCCUCUAUAGCAGAGGUGCUGCUCUUCAAUCUGUAUGGGGUGCCGCUGGUCGGAGCUGACAUCUGCGGCUUCACGGGAGAUGCCUCGGAGGAGCUGUGCGUGCGCUGGACCCAGCUGGGCGCCUUCUACCCCUUCAUGAGGAACCACAACGACCAUGGCAGCCAGCCCCAGGAGCCGUACGCGUUCAGCCCGGCAGCGCAGAAGGCCAUGAGGAAGGCGUUGCUCCUGCGCUACACGCUGCUCCCGUAUCUCUACACCCUCUUCCACAAGGCCCACGUGGCAGGGGAGACCGUGGCGCGACCCCUCUUCCUCGAGUUCCCUACAGACCCCAACACCUGGACCGUCGACCACCAGCUCAUGUGGGGUGCGGGCCUCCUCAUUACCCCGGUGCUCGAGCCCGGGAAGGCCAAAGUGAGCGGGUACUUCCCUGCGGGGACCUGGUACCACCUGGUGACGGACACCGUCCUCCACAGCAAGGGCCAGUGGAUCCUCCUGCCUGCUCCGCUCGACACCAUCAACGUCCACGUUCGGGAAGGACACAUCCUGCCCUUGCAGGAGCCUGGCUUCACCACGACCGAGUCCCGCAAGAAGGGGAUGACGCUGGUGGUGGCACUGACAGCAGACGGCUUCGCCCUGGGCGACCUGUUCUGGGAUGACGGCGAGGGGCUGCAGACCUUUGAGAGGGGCGAUUACACCCAGAUCCUCUUCCUGGCCAUGCGCGGCACGCUGGUCAGCGAGCUGCUGCGGGUCAACAGCCAGGUGGAUGGGCUGCUGCUGCAGAGGGUGGCGGUGCUGGGCGUCCCCAGCCCCCCCCAGCACGUCCUGGUGAACGGCGCCCUCGUCGACGACUUCUCCUACCGCACCGACACCGAGAUCCUGACAAUCCAGCUGUCCCUCCCGCUGGGGGAGCAGUUCACGAUCACCUGGGCUUGAGCGGUCCUGGAGCUGCCUGCCUGCUGCCACGGCUCUUCCCGGUGGCCCAGGGUUGAGCGUGGCGGGGCAGCGUCUCACUGCCAUCGCUCGGCUCUGCUUUUUCACUGUGAUCGGGGCCUUUCCCUGCUUCCUGCUGCCUCGUGCUACUUGCUUGGCCUGGAGUCUUGGCUUGACCGUCCCCGGCUUUGUGGAUGCUCAGGUGGGAGCCUAGCUCGGUGCUGCCCCUGCCUCCAGUGCAGGGAGGUGAAGCCAGGACCCAGCUGCAGGAGGGAAUGGGGCGAACUGUUGCUGGCAUCUGCUGCUGCCUUUAAGGCUUGAUCCAGGUCCCGUGUGAGUCAGUGGCCAAAAGCCCCAGUGGGGCGGGCGGGGAGAUGAGGAUGGCGACUUCCUCUCGCUGCCCAAGUGGGGAAGGGACUUAGCUGCAGGCAGGGACGCCAGGGCUGGGCUCCUGUGCAAAUCCUGGGGCUUGGUUUGCCAACACCAUUAGCCUGUCACGCUGGGCCCUGGAGCUGCCUCGAGGUUAGAGCAGCCCCCCAACGUCAUGGCAGAAGGGCUGGGCCCGUCCUUGAUGCUGGACUGGUGCUUGGAUAUCCCGGUGCCACAUUGCUGUGCUGUGGGGGUCUAUUGCUGCCCUGAACACAGCAGAGAUGGGGCUUGGGGCUGCGUGGCCUGCCCCGACGGUGCUUCCCACAGUGCUGGCUGGGUCAUACGGGUCUCCAAUAAAGCACUGGUUUAAAUAUC
Molecule: messenger RNA, 3315 nt
Organism: Alligator sinensis (Chinese alligator)
Lineage: Eukaryota; Metazoa; Chordata; Crocodylia; Alligatoridae
Gene: GAA
Product: glucosidase alpha, acid
Exons: 20
Coding region: 1-2574 (857 amino acids)
Biological process (GO): glycogen catabolic process; lysosome organization
Cellular component (GO): lysosomal membrane
Molecular function (GO): alpha-1,4-glucosidase activity; carbohydrate binding
Source: RefSeq, a predicted model, not a curated record